AUGGAGACGUCCAAUAGCCUUGUUAAGACUACUGAGCUACCAGUAAUUACUGACGUUUCAUUGACUUCGUCAGCUUCUUCCUUGGCUCCAUCCACUUCUUUUUUGGCGUCUUUAUCGUCAGCUUCGAGCUCUGGAGGUGAAGAAUCAAAUGAAAAACUGCCGCCGCCAGCUUUGAUACUUAAACCACUAGAUCCGGCAAGUGAUGACGAUGUGGGUGACGCACCUACAGCUACUGGUGACAAUUACAGACUGGUUGGUAUCAUGAAAGGUCGAGCAGCUACAGCUACGAAGACUUUGGGACCACAAUUAUUGCAAAUGAGGAGCAAAACAAGCAAAACGAUAGAGAAGUACCAGCCUACGAUUGUCAAGGCCAAGACUUCGGCUAGUGCAGGUUUAACAACAGCGGCAAGUAAAAUGAAGGAGGGAUCGACUCAAGGUUGGAGUAUGUUGAAGACCAAGUUGGCGGCGGCAGGACCUGUUGCUGAGAGGAUUCAAACCAUGGGGAUGAAUGCCAUGACGGACAUUUAUCUCGGAGAUACUUCUGUGGACGUUUUGGAGCACGUUGACCAGCCGAAAAAUGCCAGUUGUUUCUUUCUACUGGAAUACAAGAACUUGACAGUAUCACCAUCUCGAGCAAAAGGACUAUUUAAAAUGACGCGAAGGACUAGCAAUUCCAGUACUCAUUCGGUUGAAAUUGAUAAAGUGACUUUUACCAGUCCAGGAGAUCAUAUCUUUACUUCGCCAUACCUGCUAGGCAACAUUCUGCUUUUUUGCGGAGAUUUGGUCGUAUUGGCACGGGUAUCUUGCGUAAACAAAAGCUGUCGGAAGUUUGUUGCCUCGGAACAGCGUUUGGAAAAGUUUUGUGUUCGUUACGGACACCUUCCGUCUAGUCUUCGCUUUGCGUACUGGGAGAAAACGACCAACGUUCGAAAGACACGAGAAACUUCGGAGCUGGACUAUGACACGUACUUACAUAUGGGUCUGUCAAAGGGCGACGCAACGAAAUCGAUCAUGACGGAUGUUCGGCGCACAUACGGCCGUGUGGCACCACAUAAGCGCCCGGCCAACCAUAAAGAUAUUGUGUCCGAGGAAGACUUGACCACACAGCUGAGCGAGAUUUUGCACGCGCUGGCGGGUCGAUUUCCAGCCGUCGGGUAUUGUCAAGGGAUGGACUAUAUUGCUGCACACGUAUUGAACAAAGUGAAGAGCAGCGGAUCUGCUCACGACACGAAAGAUGAAGCAGAGAGCACCUACUGGCUACUAGUGACGCUCUUUGAGCAGUAUGGUCUGCAAGAUAUGUUCGCUCCCGGACUGCAUAGGCUGCAUAUGCACUGUUUCCAGACACAGAGGCUGCUAGAAUUGGCCGAACCAGCUCUUGCCGAGCACUUUGCAAGUGAAAAGGUGCCCAUUGAAAUGUUUGCUGUUGGCUGGUUCCAGACGCUCUAUCUUUACUUGAACGUGCUUCCUGCCGAUUCAUUGAAUCGGAUUUGGGAUAUUUUUCUGUACGAGAAGAAUUGGAAGAUAAUGCUUCGAGUGGCGCUUGCAUUGCUACAGCUUUCGGGGGAGUUUGUCAUGAAAAAACCAAUUGACGAGAUCAUGCAGUUUUUCAACACGUUUGCAGAUAAUGCUGACGAAUUACUUGCCGAAACGCCGCUCAUGGAACGUGCAUUGCGUCUAAAAGUGACAAAUACGGUCCUUACCAAACUGAACAAGCAGCACAUAAAGCACAGACGGAAAUCUCUUACGAAGACGCAGACAACGAGCUAA
Molecule: messenger RNA, 1767 nt
Organism: Peronospora farinosa
Lineage: Eukaryota; Oomycota; Peronosporomycetes; Peronosporales; Peronosporaceae
Source: the annotation of a GenBank genome assembly